GAUGGAUCAGCUCAUGGGCAAGAAGCUCGGUGACAACAGCGACAACGUGACAUUCGCAAAGAAAGAUCUUCCUCAGCAGCACCGUGUCGUCAAGGGCGACUCGAUGAUGACCAUGGACCACAACCCCGAUCGCCUUAACAUCCACGUUGGCGAUGACGGCACCGUUCACAAGGUCACCCACGGUUAAGCGACCAGCUACG
This is a messenger RNA of Aureobasidium pullulans EXF-150, 200 nucleotides long. RefSeq lists its product as uncharacterized. NCBI's taxonomy places the organism in Eukaryota, Fungi, Ascomycota, Dothideomycetes, Dothideales, Saccotheciaceae. The annotation marks the transcript as partial. The transcript has 3 exons. The record is from RefSeq and is a predicted model, not a curated record.